AUGUAUCUGCUUUUCCCUCUCUCUCUGACUCUUCUCCAUCUCAGGCUCUUCGCGGCACUGUUGAGUGAUAUCUGGAUAGCGAGACUUGCCAGAAUUCCGCGGUACACCAAUGUAGCUCUGUGGGAGCUCGAGAAAGGCAAUGGCAAAGCAGACCAUAUGUCCCCAGAAAAGGAAGAAACAACGCGUGUGGCUGAAUUUUUCUUCCCUGAAUUCUGGCCCACGAGACUAAAUGAAUCAUUACUGGGUCUGAUCUGGUCUGAUGAGGGGGACCGGCGACCUUCCCAGGUCCCUCUAUUGCAAGGCAAACCUCUAGAGGUUUCGUAG
Lentinula edodes (shiitake mushroom) is the source of this 324-nucleotide messenger RNA. RefSeq lists its product as uncharacterized. The coding region runs from base 1 to 324 and encodes 107 amino acids. The transcript has 3 exons. The record is from RefSeq and is a predicted model, not a curated record. NCBI's taxonomy places the organism in Eukaryota, Fungi, Basidiomycota, Agaricomycetes, Agaricales, Omphalotaceae.